GUUUUGACCAGAAGAGACGUUUCGGGUAUUUGUUGCAUAUUAGUACAAGAUUUGUUUCAAUUUUGUCAUGAAAGUCAACCAUUUUGCGUCCUUUGUUCGAACAUUGUGGUAAUUACGGAUGGUACGAGCGAACUUUCUAAAAUAUUGCAUUAUGUGAAUUGAUAUAAUCGUUACUUGUAACGAUGAAGAAUAAUCGCGAAAAAGAAAGUGGAAAAAUUCACGAAUAAAGUGGCAACCGUCAUGCUCGUUCUUAAAAAAAGUGGAUUACAAUCUGUUUCUCAUCAUCACCAUCACCAUGGACACGUUGAGUCGCUGUGCGCAAUUGAUAGUUGUUUAAGGCAGAGUUUGGGCGACUACAUAAGACAUCCCGUUCUGUAUGAACUGUCUCACAAAUAUGGCCUACCGACCGAUAACAUCUCGGAUUCGCAGCUCUCUGGUAAACUCGAGGAGCUGAAAGAGAUCAUCAGACGAGAGAUUCGGAAAGAACUGAAGAUAAAAGAAGGUGCUGAAAAAUUGCGAGGCGUUUCCACCGACCGAAGGUCUCUCAGCCACGUCGCCACAAUUGUAAAGAACUCAAACUGGAAACUUGCCGAAUUGAAAAAUGAACUUAGCGAAUUGGAAUCACAGAUUAUACUCUCUCAGGGACAGACCACGCCAUCUACACCGUCAUCCAACGGGGAUAGUAUACCACGAUCCUCCCUAGAAGGCCAUAACAAUGAAAAAGUCAACUUCAAUCAGUAUACGAAAAUAGAGAAUUUAGAAAGACAGUUAAAUAUCGAACUGAAAGUGAAACAAGGUGCGGAAAACAUGAUCCACAGCAUAACGGGGAAAGAUAAGAAACUUUUAUCCGAGGCUCAACAGAUGUUGCAAGAUUCUCGAAAAAAGAUAGAAUACCUUAAAAUGAAAAUAACGAAGUUGAAACAUGACAUUAAUUCUAAGCAUCGCGGAUCCAUGCACGACCUUACAUCAAACGGUGAAGUCAAUCACGGCGAUUUCGAGCCGCCCUUAGAAGAACGCAUCGACGACUUGAAACAUCGAUUGCGAGUCGAAGCUGCGGUGGUGGAAGGUGCCAAAAACGUAAUAAAACUGCUGCAGAACGGAAGUAAAGACAAGAGCGAUAAGAGGGCGCUCUCGGAGGCACAAGAAAGUUUAAGGGCUAGUAGCAUGAAAUUGGACUUGUUGAGGAAAUCUUUAGAACUCCGAAAAUCCGAACUGCCGUCUGAUUCGCCGAUAGCCCUUCAGCUCAAAGAGGAACUCGCCAAUGCUCAGACCUUCAGCCCUUUGUCCGUUCAUUACACCAGUCUGCAACCCUUCCGGGAACGUCCCAAUGGCAAUAAGAUCAUGACGUCGUCGUCGACGUUUAGUAGGUGCGCCGCAGUUACGGGGACAUUAGAAGUCAGGCUGAUGGGGUGCCAAGACCUUCUCGAAGACGUUCCCGGUAGACCUAGGAAAGAUGGUGACGGUAGCUCGAGUCCCAUGGAUUUGAGAUUCUUCAAGAAGGGAGUUACGGGUCGGAGCUCGUCGAAGAGUUACAGUAUUAAAGAUGAAGUUAGUGAUGAGAUAAUGGCAGUGCUCAAACUUGAUAAUACGACAGUUGCUCAAACCAAUUGGAAACUUUGCUCACAACAGGCCUGGGAUCAACGAUUUUCAAUCGAACUCGAUAAAUCUCGCGAACUGGAAAUUGGUAUUUAUUGGAGGGAUUGGAGAUCGCUGUGUGCCGUAAAAUUUUUGAAACUGGAAGAAUUUAUCGACGACGACAGACACGGAAUGGCCUUGCAUUUAGAACCCCAAGGUUUACUAUUCGCAGAAAUUAAAUUUCUGAACCCGAUGAUUUCAAAGCAGCCCAAGUUACAAAGACAAAAGAGGAUAUUCAAACAGGUGAUGCCUAGAGCCAAACAGAUGAACAUCAACAUCGUGACGUGGGGAAGAUGGAUGAAACAGUCAUCGCGCAUACCCAACCGUACAAACACAACUCUGCAACCGUCUGAAAUGCUGCCAGAAGAACCCGAAGACAAACCGGAAACGCCAGGAGAAACCCCGGAUCCGCAGGCUUUCGGUCUGGGCGGACAACGUCCGCUAGGUUUGGGCGUAACAGUCUUGCCAGAAACUCCACCUCCAGUUCCUACGGUUCCGCCGCCGGUCGCCAAGAAGAGGAUGUGCGUCACACCACCGCCUGUACCGCCGAGGCUCGAUCCCGAGAGUGCCGCUGCACUGAAGGAGUUUGAUUUCUUAGAGGAACAGGAGAUGUCUCGUACGGGACCUCUUCUGAUUCCUACUGCACCUUCUACACCUGUAGUGCUUCCUGAGCAAUUGGUUCCUCCUAGUCCUCAGCCAGUAAUUGAGUUUCCAGAUGACGAGCCUCCUCUCGAGGCCGUAAACGUGAUGCGCCGCCCCGUGGCUCGCGAGCUCGGCUACAGAGACAGCGCUUACGAGUCCCGCCGCCACUCCCAGUACACGGGAAUGAGCAUCGAUAAUUUCCGACUGAUCAGCGUCCUCGGAAGAGGCCAUUUUGGCAAGGUCAUCUUGUCCCAGUACCGAAACACCGGCGAGUACUUCGCCAUAAAGGCCUUAAAGAAAGGCGACAUCAUCGCCAGAGACGAAGUGGAAUCGCUCCUCUCCGAGAAACGCAUCUUCGAAGUGGCCAACUCGAUCCGCCAUCCGUUCCUGGUCAACCUAUUCGCGUGCUUCCAGACGGAGGCACACGUCUGUUUCGUGAUGGAGUACGCCGCCGGAGGCGAUCUGAUGAUGCACAUUCAUGCGGACGUCUUCAGCGAACCUCGGGCGGUGUUCUACGCAGCGUGUGUUGUGCUAGGGUUGCAGUAUUUGCACGAGAAUAAGAUCAUCUAUCGGGAUCUAAAACUGGAUAAUCUUCUGCUGGAUACGGAAGGUUACGUGAAAAUUGCCGAUUUCGGUCUGUGCAAAGAGGGAAUGGGAUUCGGGGAUAGGACGGGGACGUUUUGCGGGACGCCGGAGUUCUUAGCGCCCGAGGUGUUGACGGAAACUUCGUAUACGAGGGCGGUGGAUUGGUGGGGGUUGGGGGUUUUGAUAUUCGAGAUGCUCGUCGGAGAGUCUCCUUUUCCCGGUGACGAUGAAGAGGAAGUUUUCGACUCGAUUGUAAACGAUGAGGUGCGGUACCCACGGUUCCUAACGUUGGAGUCGAUAGCGAUCAUGAGAAGGUUGUUGCGUAAGAGCCCAGACCGACGAUUAGGUUCCAGCGAGCGAGAUGCCGAAGACGUGAAGAAACAAGCGUUCUUCAGGCAUAUCCAGUGGGACGAGUUGCUGCACAGAAGGAUACCGCCUCCGUUUGUUCCCACUGUCCAUUCGAUGGAAGACGUCAGCAAUUUCGACGAAGAAUUCACGUCAGAAAAGCCGCAUUUAACACCCCCGAAGGAGCCACGGCCCCUUACCGAACAAGAUCAAUAUCUCUUCAGAGAGUUCACGUACAUAGCUGACUGGUGCUGACAAUAGUCUCUAGAUAAUAAUUUAAUGAACAACAUGCUGCUUUAAUUUGAAUGAAUUACAUGAACAAAAUGUUGUAAAUACGAUCUCAGUAUUGAAAAAUCAUUUGAUGAUAUGGAGGUUUCAUAUGCAAUUUGUGUAACAUAUCAUUUAUCACGCCGUUAACAAUAUGUUCAUAAAGUUCGAAGUCGUCUGUCGUGUAACGAAUUGUUUUGAAGAUUUUUUUUUUUAUCGUGUAGCAUUUUGUAAUUUAGUUUAUUGGCAGUUAUUUUUCUGGAUUUUUUUUUCUGUAAAUAGUGAUUGCAGUACAUACUCUAAUGAUAAAUAUUACUCAGUGUUGCAUUUCUCCAAGUUAAAGUCAUGUUAUUGCUCUUCCAGUACGUAUCGAAGACUGUUGAAAUUUUAAGCAAAAUUUUUGGGAAGUGCCUGUUUUAAAAGAAUUGAUCACGCUCAUUGUAAAUAGUUACUAAUCCUAAUGUAAUGUAUUAUUUUUUGAUGCUUUAACUAUAUAUCUAUAUAAAUUAUGUAAGUUUUAAUACCUACAACAUGUGUAUGAGCUGACUUCAGUAAAUAAUAUUUUAUUAUUUAUAUUCUCUUACAUCACUAAAUAUUUACAAAGUUAUGAAUAAAAUCAUGUUUAUCUAUGGCA
Zophobas morio is the source of this 4108-nucleotide messenger RNA. It is a transcript of the gene Pkn, whose product is annotated as Protein kinase N. Gene Ontology annotation, biological process: peptidyl-serine phosphorylation; intracellular signal transduction. The record is from RefSeq and is a predicted model, not a curated record. The coding region runs from base 241 to 3462 and encodes 1073 amino acids. Gene Ontology annotation, molecular function: protein serine/threonine kinase activity; small GTPase binding; ATP binding. The transcript has 13 exons. NCBI's taxonomy places the organism in Eukaryota, Metazoa, Arthropoda, Insecta, Coleoptera, Tenebrionidae.